Molecule: messenger RNA, 1005 nt
Organism: Trichosporon asahii var. asahii CBS 2479
Lineage: Eukaryota; Fungi; Basidiomycota; Tremellomycetes; Trichosporonales; Trichosporonaceae
Product: U1 snRNP 70K protein (short form)
Exons: 3
Coding region: 1-1005 (334 amino acids)
Biological process (GO): mRNA splicing, via spliceosome
Cellular component (GO): precatalytic spliceosome; U2-type prespliceosome; U1 snRNP
Molecular function (GO): U1 snRNA binding; mRNA binding
Source: RefSeq, a predicted model, not a curated record
AUGACAGCCAAGCUCCCGCCCAAUCUCCUGCGGCUGUUCGCGCCGCGCCCGCCUCUCAACUACCUCCCGCCAAUGAGCAAGGACACGAGCGACCGCGGACCGAACAAGAUCACCGGCAUCGCUGCGCUCGUCAAGCAGCUGAGGGACCAGGCCGAGGACGAUGAGGUCAAGCAGGGACUCGAGGAGCGCAAGGAGGAGGUGAAGGACGAGCCCAUGGACACUGACAAACCCGAGGAUGGCCAGGUCGAGUCCAAGCCUGAUGUUGACGCCGACAAGAAGAAGAAGAAGGAUCCGAUCGCUGAGGCUGGUGUCAUUGGCCAGGAGGCUGUCAUGAUGCGGAGAGAGGCGAAGAAGAAGCAGCAGAAGGAGUACAAGGAGAACCUUGAGAAGACUUAUCCGUACAAGACGCUGUUCAUCUCUCGCCUCUCCUCCAAGGCGACGGAAGCCGACCUGCGCCACGAGUUCGAGAUGUACGGCCACAUUGAGAAAAUCCGCAUCGUGCGCGACAAGCGUAAGGGCAAGUCACGGAACUAUGCCUUCAUUGUCUUCGAGCGUGAGCGUGACAUGAAGGCUGCGUACAAGGACGCGGACGGCAUCCCGAUCCAUCACAAGAAGAUUCUCGUCGACGUCGAGCGAGGCCGAACAGUCAAGGGCUGGAAGCCGCGGAAGCUCGGUGGCGGCCUCGGUGGCCGACCCAAGCCGGUCACGGCGCCGCCGCCCAUGGCGUCGUUCCGUGGUGGGUUCCGGGGAGGAUUCGGCGGUGGCCGAGGAGGCGGCUUCCGCGGUGGUCGUGGUGGUGGCUUUGGUGGAGGCCGAGGAGGUGGUGGGUUCCGUGGUGGACGUCCGGGAGGUUUCCAGCCGCCGAGUGGAAGCGACCGCGGUUAUGGUGACCGAGCUGGCGGUGGCGUCGGCGGCGGCUACAAGCGCGACUACGAUGCGCCAGGAGGAGGCGGCGGUGGCGGCUACGGAGGUUACGACCGCGACUCGAAGCGUCCGCGAUACUAA